UCGCAUGUGUUUUAUAAUUUGUAAGCCGUAUUAGUAGUACUGUGUGUCAUUGUCGCCAAUAUUUGGCGUUGUUAUUUCGUGCAUUCGUUCACGAACAUGACAGAACAUACCACCCCAUCUUAGAGUUUAUAAGGAUAAAAACAAGGAUUGCCAGUUUUAUUCUAGAAGAAGUAGAUCUAUUGACGGAAGCUCCCCGAUUUUACACUACAAUCAACAUUCAGAAAAGAUGUCGGCUGAGAGUGGAACGGGAGAUGGACUCGCCGGUCCCGACGGCAGCGCUAGGCUGUCUGUCGUUGACUAUGUUGUGUUCGUGAUGGUGCUGGUCAUAUCGGCUUCUAUAGGCAUUUACCAUGCAUGUACAGGUGGAAAACAAAAGACCACUCAAGAAUUCUUUGUGGCAGACAGGAAGAUGCCAUUUGUUCCAGUAGGAUUUUCCCUGCUUGCCAGCUGGAUGUCUGCUAUCGCACUUCUGGGAACUCCUUCCGAGGUGUAUGUUUACGGCACCAUGUUUUGGUAUAUCGGAGGGAGUUACAUCUUCAUGUCAAUCAUAACUGCAAAUGUAUUCAUCCCAACAUUUUAUAAUCUUCGCCUCACUAGUGUCUAUGAGUAUCUUGAGUUGCGAUUUUCUGUCGCAGCCCGUCUUAUUGGGACUACAGGUUUUGUAAUAUACAUGGUGAUGUACAUGUCCAUAGUGCUGUAUGCCCCUGCUCUGGCUGUAAACGCAGUGACUGGUUUUACUCUGUGGGGGUCUGUUCUCACUGUUGGCCUGGUGUGUGCAUUCUAUACUGCAUUGGGUGGGAUGAAAGCAGUGAUCUGGACGGAUGUCUUCCAGACCCUUAUUAUGGUGUCCUGUCUCAUAGCUGUAAUCAUCCAUGGUUCGGUCAAGAUGAAUGGCUUUGGUAAUGUCUGGCGCAUCAACGAUGAGGGCGGUAGAGUGGUCUUUGAUGAUAUACGAGUAAACCCUACCAUACGUCACACUGUAUGGUCUCUGGUAUUUGGUGCUACAUUCAAUUGGCUGGCUACCUUUGGUUGUAACCAGGCUUCUGUCCAGCGCUACCUGAGCUGCCCCACCCUCAAAGCGGCCAAAUGGUCCAUCUACCUAAACUGCCCAAUGCUGUUUAUAUUUGUAUCUCUGUGUCUCAUGUGCGGUCUGGUGAUGUUUGCAGUCUUUGCUGACUGUGACCCUAUCAAAGCUGGCUACAUUACAAAUGGCGAUCAGCUCCUUCCCUUCUACGUUGUGACUCAGCUAGGCUUUCUACAUGGAUUACCAGGUCUCUUUAUUGCAGCCAUCUUCAGUGGAACUCUCAGCACCGUAUCAUCUGGUCUCAACUCAUUGGCUGCUGUGACAGUUGAAGACAUCAUCAGACCAAUCAAGAAAGAUCUCUCAGAUGCAAAGAGAACCACAAUAUCGAAGAUCCUUGCAAUCCUGUAUGGACUCUUAGCCAUUGGGAUGGCCUUUGUAGCAUCCAAGCUGGGCCCUCUCCUCACUGUCGCUAUCGGUUUGAUGGGCAUGAUAGGAGGACCAUUGCUAGGCAUGUUUACACUGGGCAUUGUCUUCCCUUGGUCAAACAAUAAAGGUGCUAUUGUUGGUGGUUUGACUGGCUUUGCCUUCUCUUUCUGGAUUGGGAUUGGAGCUUACGUCUAUCCUCCAAUGGCCGACAAGCUUCCCACAUCUAUUGAUGGAUGUUUUCUGACCAACAUAACUGACAUAACAACCGACAUUCCUUUGUAUCUAUUGGCCAAUGUUACCUCACUUCCUGACAUGGUACCUGAACCAUACCCACGGAUAGCCAAGUUCUACAGUAUAUCCUAUCUAUGGUAUAGCUUCACUGCUAUGUCAGUGGUGCUGUUUGUUGGUCUGCUAACCAGCUUCCUCACAGGUGCAACCAGACCAAGUGAGUUGGAUCCUAGGUUGAUCUGCCCCAUCUCAAGGAAGCUCUUCUGUUGCUUCCCUGCUAACUGUAGAAGGAAGCUCGACUGUGGAGUCAACUUUGAUGAGAUUGACCAAAGGAGUGGAAAUGCAUUUGACGGGGAUGAGAAGAAUGAUGAUGCAAACAAUUACUCUAUGUUGGAUCAGAAGGAAAAUGGAAGAGCGCCAUCUCCUGUUGUUGAAAGCACACAAUUUUGAAAAAGGCUUGCCGAUAUAAAAUGUGUUUUUCUGUUUGAUUUUAAGGGAAAGUCUAGGAUUAAGAUUUGAAUGAACAAGGAAAUAUUUAUUUGAAACUAUUGCUGAAAUGUAGUGCUCAUUAAAUGUUUUGUAGUGAUAACAUUUAUUGAAUAAAGGCAAAUGAAACAGUGUGGUUGCAUAAUUUUUUUUAUUCAGCUGGUUUCCUAUGUGUUGAAGUUCUGGCAAUCGUUUUAUGUACAGGUACACAUACUACAAAUAAGUAGUAAAUUUCACUAUUUUUUUUGUAAUUUAGUGUCUAAGAUGGUUACAUUGGAAAUGAGUGAGAAGCUAUUCAAUGUUGUAUGAUCUGCCGAUUUAGGAUAUGCUGCUUUUUAAAAGUUAUUUCAUCAUUUAAUUUAAUGAAUAAAGACAAAUGAAACAGUUUGGUUGCAUAAGUCAUUGAUUUAGCCGGUUUCCUAUGUGUGGAAGUUCUGGCAAUUGUUAUGUGUACAGGUACACAUAUUGCAAAUAGGUAGUGAAUUUCGCUGAUUUUUGUUGUAAUUUAGUGUCUAAGAUGGUUACAUUUGAAAUGAAUGAGAAGCUCUCUAAUGUUGUAUGAUCUACCGAUUCAGGAGAAACUGCGUUGUAAGUUAUUUUAUCAUUUAAUGUUGUUCUUCUUCAUAUUGUGGAUUGAUUGUCUCUAUCCUGCACAUGGCAUGCUCAUAUGUAUCAUGUUCAUCAUUAUUUUUGUGCAGUGGGGUGAAAUUGUGAGUAAUGUUUUAUUUUGCAAUCAGGGCUCUAAACUAAUUCACAUAAUUACUCUCACUGUUGUGAUCAUACAAUAUUUGUAUAAUAUGUUUUGCAGUUUUGUUCUCUCGGGUACUUGUGUCGUAUUUAUUUGCACAAAACAAAAGGAUUUUUUUAAUUAUCCAUUAGUCGUUCCAUCUCUUGGAUUAUCCCUGUUAUCAUUAUACAAACUUGUCUCAACACAAUAAGUACAAUUGUGUAGAUAUCUAUAAAAGGCAGGUGGAAAUGAAAGAAAAAGUAGCUGUAUGCACAUGGAAGUCUCCUAAGCAUAUUUACUGUACUCAUAUCUGUGUUAUAUGACUCAGUCAGCAUAGAUGAGACUGAUACCUGAUUCACAAUAGACCAAACUUAACAAGACAUUACCCCCAAAUGGCCAAGAGUUUUGUUUGGAGUUGGUUUAGUCUUGGUUGGCAGUGUGACUUGGAUGGAAGAUACAGAAAUGGGAAGUGCACUCACUACCUUAAUGUCAUUUUACUUUGUCACCAACUUUUUGAGAGUUGGUUUACCAUGUUACGUUUAAAAGAGGUAUAGAAUACCAUAAUCAAUUAAGCAUCUUAAGCUUGAUGACUUAUACAUGAAUGUCUUGCAUUUAAGGAUUUCCUGCCCAGAAAAAUGAAUAGAAGAAAAUAAAUGAAAAAGAAAAAAAUAAUCAAAUAAUAAUCCUGCCCUAGGGUAUGGGGACUUUGGCUGAUUUGUCCAUUGAAGCACGGUAUUUGAGAGAAUGGUAUGUAUGCAUUUUUCCAAGUAUUUGUAUUAUCUUCAGGAUUUGUUAUGUAUUCCAUCCUUGUACAUGUAUUUGUUUAAUUUGUGAUACUGAAUUCAAAAAUAGAUAAUUCAUUACUGUCUUUGUCACUGAGUCCAUCAUAAUAACUGUUCACCUGCAAUAAAAUGAUGUGUGUAAGUGUAAAGAGAAGCCUUUGUGUAGUAUAUAUCUUCUCUCACAGAUAUAUUUUCGCAGUAUGGAUAUGAUGUCAUAAAAUGACUGUAAACAUUUAUUCCCUGUUUAUUAUUGGAUAUCUGGAGACGCAACCUGAACAUUUGUGGAUUCGAUAUUUCCGUGAUAAAGCAUUACAUUUUUUUUCUUUAAAAUAAAAGAUAGUAUACAUUGCAUGGGAGUAAGUGUCGAGUUUGUGAUAUACUGUGCCCCAUCUUAUAAAGAGUUGAGAUUGAUCUGAAUCAAUUCCUAUUCCUAGUCCUCCAAUCAAUUACAAGUUUACACUCUCUUAUAUCUUAUGUACAAUUGUGAUUGAUAUAUUAAAUUGCAAAUAAGCUGAGAUUAAUCGCAACUGUUUAUAAGACGGACCUUUAUGAUGAAUGCAAUAAAACAUAGUAUGUCCACUUUAAAAUCUGUAAUCAUUACUUUUUUACUUGUUUUUCAAACCUUUUAAUUUACUCUAUAGUUUCUAUUCUUGCCAGUUGCAAGCAAAUUAUAGUUUUCAUCAUGAAUAUAACAUUUUUAUGGUUAUGGAACAAUUCAGGCUGUAUUUCAAAUUUUGAUACUUUUUUUUCUCUAUUAGUUAACCUAACUUUAGGUAACUGCAAUGCACAUUAACUAUUGUUCAACUAACAACUAGUUUGUUUUUGUUUUUGUUUUAUGUAUCCCAUAGUUGUAUUUUUACACUUGUCAGCACCACAGACAAUAAAACAUGUUGAAACUCAGGACUAGAAAAGCUUGACAGGGUAGAGUAAUUAUGUGAUUGAAUUUGAUUGAUAUGAGUGAUUUGAAUUACUUCAUAUCAAGGGUUAGUUGUUUGCCAGAUAACAUGAGGAGCACAAUUCCUAUAUCUUUUGAAGUAAAGCCUUAGAAAUUGAGUUAUUGAGGUAACAUCGACGGACGGCAUUUUAUGGGAAAAUUAAAAGGUGAAUGUAUUCCAACAGAAAGAGGAAUAAAGGUUGUCUUGAUAUUGUAAUCAAAGAAAAAAGGCAAUGGAAAUAGGUUAUGUAUGACUGCAAGUUUGCUAUAGCCUACCAGUAAUUCUCUAUUAAAAUGCAGUUAUAAUAUCUGUUUUAAUUAUCAGUUGAGAGCCAGUAGGGCGUUGACUCCUAUAUUUUAACACAGGGUUAGCACCAUUCUAGCUCCCAGCUAAUGGUUCUCAAAAGCUCAUCACCUCAGGAGCUCAAAUUCCACAUUUAGCACAUUUUUAUUGUGGACAUGUACAAUCAUACUACAUUGUUUUAGCAAUAUAAAUCAAUGGUUUGAAAACAAAGCUAUAUUCAUAUACUUGGGAAUGUUUUUAUAAGGAUGGAGGGAGCUCACAUUUCGUUCAUGAUACAGUAUUGGAAGAAACCCAUUUUGGUGAUCCCCAGGAAAUGGGAUGUUUAUUUUUAUCAUAUGAUGUCCCCAUCAUGACAAAGUAGAUUUAGGGAUUGCCUGAUACACACUGUAUUGACAGGAAUGGAGUAUGUAUCUAUGUUAUUGAAGAAAGGUUGUGAUAUAUGAUGUGAUAGCUUCCAAAUACAAGAGAAUUCAAAGUAGACUUUUGUGCCUUGCUUACUCGUCAGAUAUUUGUUUCUGAUUCAUAUAUUUUCUCUUAUAACGUGUUUUGAUAAAUCAGUAUAUUUUUGUAAAGUCCAAUUUUAAAAAAUUCUGACACUCUUACACAUUAAAGAAAUAAUCAAUAAUCACACAAUGUAAUAUAAGCAUUCAUAUGAUAUUACUGUAAUUGAAAUUAUUAUUUAAUAAAUAAUAAAGUUUGAUAUGAAACGAUAGCAUAUUCAUAGAAGUUAUGUAAUUAAAGUCUAAUACAAAGAGAAUGUCGAUUAACUGGCAGAAUCUAGUGACACAAAAAAAUCAAAGUGUUGGGCAUUAUGUUCUAUGUUUCAAAUAAAGUACAUGUACUAUGUUUUAUGUUGUAGCCUUGAAGUUGUGCAGUAAUAAUUAUGUGUGAUUGAUAAUAAAGCAUUCUGUGACUUUAAA
Molecule: messenger RNA, 5831 nt
Organism: Strongylocentrotus purpuratus (purple sea urchin)
Lineage: Eukaryota; Metazoa; Echinodermata; Echinoidea; Camarodonta; Strongylocentrotidae
Product: sodium-dependent multivitamin transporter
Exons: 14
Coding region: 227-2128 (633 amino acids)
Biological process (GO): sodium ion transport; transmembrane transport
Cellular component (GO): membrane
Molecular function (GO): symporter activity
Source: RefSeq, a predicted model, not a curated record